Messenger RNA from Notolabrus celidotus (New Zealand spotty), 2936 nucleotides. Its product is annotated as endothelin receptor type B-like. The coding region runs from base 1075 to 2550 and encodes 491 amino acids. Gene Ontology annotation, molecular function: endothelin receptor activity. The record is from RefSeq and is a predicted model, not a curated record. Lineage: Eukaryota; Metazoa; Chordata; Actinopteri; Labriformes; Labridae. Gene Ontology annotation, cellular component: membrane. The transcript is spliced from 7 exons. Gene Ontology annotation, biological process: G protein-coupled receptor signaling pathway; enteric nervous system development; vasoconstriction.
GUUCUACAGCGCGGGGUCACCACACUCACACGGGACGCCUUGGGACUUAAACACCUUCAUCUGGUUCUGCUCCAUCCUCAUCCUCAAGAGAACUCACUCAGAAGCCGACCCCAAAAUCCAAGAUUAGGGUUUUGGAAAGGGUUCUAGAAACUCGUAACGAGAGGAGCAGGUUCCUACAGGGUUCUGGAGUCACAGUGAGUUCUGGAAUAUUUUAUGAAGCUACAGAAGUUUAGGAACUGCUGCAAGUCCUCGAGUUACCUGUGGAGUUACAGGGAGAGUUCUUAAAAGUGUUCUGGAGUUCCUCGAAGUUACCCAGAGAUUACGUCCAGCAACAAGAACUAGUUCCAAGCAGGUUCUAGAAUCAUCUAGAAUCUGCUCCACAUUGAACAGAGCCGCAGAAAGUCCCAAAGUUUUCCAAAGGAUCACAGCGGUUAGAAAAGGGUUCCGGAAUCAGAGUCGGUUCUAGAACUUGUUCAGUAGCGAGAGCCAGUUCCAAACAGGGUUCUGGAAUCAGAGAACCUGUUCUAAAGCUACAUCAAGUUCUGGAAGCUCUGUGGGUUCCAAAUUUACUUAGGAAUCACAGCAGUGGAGUUUUAGAACGGGCUUUGAGAAUAUGUUCAACAAGAACCAGAUCCAGACUAGGUUCAGGGAUUGUAGUAUGUUCUGGAACCUGUUGUGAGACCGCUUCAGUUCUGGAUUUACUGUCGGUUCCAAAGUUGCUUGGAAAUCAGAGCAGUUGGAAGUACUCCGGGUUACAAAAGGUUGCCGUACAGUCAGAAGGGUUCUGGGAUCGGAGAUGGUUCUAGAACUGGUUUUGGAAUGAUAAUGAAAAAGACUCUAAACUUGGUUCUAGAUUCAAAGUGAGUUCUAGAAUCACUGUAGGUUCUAAAGUAAGCUCAGGAAUCACAGAGGUUGUAAAGGGUUCUGAAAUCAGAGACUGUUGUAGAACUGGUUCCUGAAAUAGGUUCUUUAAAAACACAGAGCAGCUUCUGUGGUUUCUAGAGUCCGAUAAGGAGCUAAAGAAAGUUCUGGAAAAACACUUAUCUUUAAAGUUUGCUCUAGGUUUAAGGCAGGAUGGUUUCUGGGGUCUUAAAUGCGAACUUAGUAAAGGGUUCUGGAAUCAAAGCCAGACCAGGACUGGUUCCCCGGUCUCUGUCCUCACCCGGGUUGUGUACCAUGCUGCUGGUCAUGGUGUGUGUGCUGUUUGUCGAUCCGGCUGGAUGCCAUAGUAACUCCUCAUCAGAGCCACCACUCUCGGAUCUCAUGAUGUUGGACCAGCCUGAUUUCUAUGGCACCGACCUGCCUCUAGAUCCAGAGCUAGACCUUCAGAUCCAGACCCAAGACAGACAGACGCAUCUAGUGCAAGAGACUGUAAACAAGGCCCUGUCCUCUCUGGAGAAGGGGAAGACGAAACAUGUGAGUAAGCUGAAACCGAAACCUGACAGGAAGUCUCACUUGUCCUCCACCAACACCUCUCUGGUGGUUCCGAAGCACUCGGGAUCGCCCCCCGGCUGCGUGCAGACCACAUCCAUCCGCACAGCCUUCAAGUACAUCAACACGGUGUUGUCCUGCGUGAUCUUUGCUGUGGGGAUCAUCGGAAACGCCACCCUGCUGAGGAUUAUCUGUCAGAACAAGAGCAUGAGGAAUGGACCCAACCUCCUGAUCGCCAGCCUGGCCCUGGGAGACCUGAUCUACAUCGCCAUCGACCUGCCCAUCAACGUCUACAAGCUCUUGGCGAUGGGGUGGCCGUUUGCUGACAGUGCUUUCGGCCUGUUCCUCUGUAAGCUGUUCCCCUUCCUGCAGAAAGCCUCAGUCGGCAUCACCGUCCUCAACCUGUGUGCUCUGAGUGUGGACAGGUACCGUGCGGUGGCCUCCUGGUCCCGGGUUCAGGGCACAGGUGUUCCCACUGUGACCGCAGUAGAGAUCGUGGUGAUCUGGCUGCUGUCCAUCGUGUUAGCUGUGCCGGAGGCCAUCGGGUUCGACAUGGUGACCUUUGAGUACAGGAACCAGACCAUUAGGACGUGCAUGCUGCAGCCCAAGUCCCCCUUCAUGACUUUCUACCGGGACGCGAAGGACUGGUGGCUGUUCGGCUUCUACUUCUGCGUUCCUCUGGCCUGUUCGGCUGUGUUCUACGGUCUGAUGACCUGUGAGAUGCUGCGACAUCAGAAGGGAAGUCUCAGGAUAGUCCUGAGUGAACACCUUAAACAGCGUAGAGAAGUAGCCAAAGCCGUGUUCUGCCUGGUGCUGAUCUUCGCUCUGUGCUGGUUCCCUCUUCAUCUGAGUCGCCUGCUGAUGAGAACCGUCUACAAACCUCACGACGUACACCGCUGUGAGCUCCUAAACUUCCUGUUGGUGCUCGACUACUUCAGCAUCAACAUGGCCACCAUCAACUCCUGCAUCAAUCCCAUCAUCCUCUUCUUCGUCUCCAAGAAGUUCAAGAACUGCUUCAAGUCCUGUCUGUGCUGUUGGUGUUACUCUGGCUCUCUCUCCAACAGCAUGCUGCCGCUGCACCAUGGGACGAGCCUGCAGUACAAACACACUGACCAUUAAAAGAGAGAGAGAGAGAGAGAGAGAGAGAGUCUUCAUCUGCAACUCAACCCGGCAGAAACUGAACCAGGACACCCAACAACCCCUGACACCCCAGAUAACCACUAAAUAUAUAUAUAUCCUGUAAUGUGUAGAUUUAUUUAUUCAGCUCCUAAUGUUGUUCUUUAUUGUAGACUCAGAAUGAAAUGAUGUAAACAAUAAAAGCUAUGAAGUAUGUUUUUGUUCCUGGCCUCCUCGGUAUGACAGAGAGGUGGUUGUCUGUUAUAUGUUUGUCUUCACUUAUAUAAAGCCAUGUAAAUGUAUUCAUUAUUGUGAUUAUAUGUAAAAUAUUGAAUUACACCUGUAAAGAAAUAAAAACAACUGAAGCGUCAAAAAGCUCCAGCACCCUC